AUCAUUUCAAGAAAUACAGUCGAUCUACAACAAGUGACUGUCAUAAAGACGAAGUAGUGGUGUUGUUGUCUAUCGUAGUUACCUUGUUUUCCUCCUACCCGACUGUCGAUAUGAGUCGUGCCCACAUGCUUUACGAUGACAAACCCCUGGAAAGCGGGUCGACUGCGCAGCACCACUGGCAAGGCACGUUCACUGAAGAAACUGCGUCCAAAAACGACCCCUCUGACCAGGCACCGCAUGGUGUCAUCUUAGAAGCAGCCUAUCAAGCGCACGAGAAGCACUACUUCGACGAUGCUAAGAAGCAGCGAUAUCGAUACUGGGCCGUGCAUCUCGAGUUCAAGUCUGCUGCACGCCGUACAUACGACAAAUUCAACCAAGAAGUUGAACCCAAUCUGGGCAAGACCAAGCUUCAAAACAGUGGAUUUCUGAACUCGUCCUAUAAAAAGGUGGCUGACGGGAGUCCCGACACCUUAUCCUAUUCUCAGGUGUGUCAACUGAUCGCGAGCAAAACUGACCUGGACUCCUGGUCACGGCCACGCCAAGCCAACUGCUUUGUGCUGUACCUGGCCGAGGACUCGAUCAAGGACACUGCUCUGGAGGCAGGCCAGUGUCUGAGGAUCCGCACGAAAGCCAACGGUCCUUUCAUCGAGUCGUUCGCCUUGCUUGACACGGUGGAGAAACGCGCCAUCACCAACUAUUCGGGUGGAGCAGCCACUGGGAAGUCCUGGACGGACAAUCUAAUGGCAGCCAAGCAGUCCAAGGCCGCCGACCAGCUGCCAUCCGAAUCCAACGAAGGUGUUAACGAUGAUGAAUGGGACUAGGGCGUUGCAUGUUCUGUUUCCAGGCACAUACAUGACAGUAUGCCGCAACGCAAACAGCCGUGCCGAGUCUAGGGAAAUGAGAAAUGGCUCAAGUCCUUCUCAAAACAGUCCGAACAAGCACCAGCAUUUGUGUGCACUGUUUCCGAUUCGUUCUCAUCGCCACGUUGUGUACAGUAUGCGGGCCAAUCACAUGUGCUAGGUCAUUUCCCGUCGGACCCAUGAUGUGCUUUAGUAGCGAGUGGUCACUUAACAGACACAGCAGCAGGACGGCAGCACUCCGCGUUUCUUGAUCAUCGGAUAGAUUGCUGGCACAGGACUCCCUAUCUACCGGCCGUGACCUCUCACGUCUUGCGUACGCAAUAGAGUAGAGCCUAACCACCACUGAGUAGCCGCUAUACAUGCGAACACUGUUAGUUGUCACUUCAUUCCCAGUAGAAAUACCAAACUAGGGUGCAUUUUUUUGUCAGUUUUAUUAUGAGGCAGUGCAGUAGCGAAAUCUUUCAAAAGACACUUCUGAUGCUGUUUACGAUAUCCGGUGAUAUUCAACUAUUUGGAAUUUUAUAGCUGCCCUACACUUUGUACAUUUUUUUGUAAUUUUUACAGAUGCAGAAAAAUUAGUCCGUUUCUCUCCCUAAUCAUGAAUUGUAGGGUUUAGAGAAUAACUUUUGUGGCAUAGGACAUUUAUUUUUGCUCAAUAGACACCCUUAGCAAAAAACGUUACAUUGUAACGGUAUUAUCGUAAGGGGGAAAAUACCGUGAUUUGGGUUCGACCUUUAGCAAGAUGCACACUAUUUUUAGUACGCUGUUGCCACGAGAAUAGCUUUGAUUUCACCCGGUACAACCAUUUUUGUCACCAUAUACGCGAUACAAGGUGAAAUGCGUACAAACUAUGCAAUAUUUGGCCAAAACACGUACCGUUGGUCACAACGAUAAAUCAGCCCCCAUAACGUUUAUACGCUGCAGCUUCAACGCUAUUUGGGUGAUCAAGGUACGAGUACCGUAAAAAAAAUAGCGUUACCGUUGUUUGCUAAGGGUGUCUAGUGUGUGCAUUUACCUCCACUAUAAUUUUUUCAGUACUGCAAUUAGACUUCACUAACUUUACCUGGUACAGGUAGUGCAUGUAUUUUGAAGAGGUGGUUGGAUGUAUUGUGCAAUGAAUUCAAAGCUAAGCCGGGAAUUUCUCGGACUUCAGGUUCUA
Messenger RNA from Sycon ciliatum, 2019 nucleotides. Its product is annotated as arpin-like. Lineage: Eukaryota; Metazoa; Porifera; Calcarea; Leucosolenida; Sycettidae. Gene Ontology annotation, biological process: negative regulation of actin nucleation. The record is from RefSeq and is a predicted model, not a curated record. The coding region runs from base 111 to 821 and encodes 236 amino acids. The transcript has 4 exons.